GAACGCUUUGCAGAUCGCCCUAAUAUACGUCCCAGAAUUAUAAUAUCGGGUAGCGGGAUUUCAUCCUCAUCUCCAAGCUCAAUCAGAGAUGGCCUUGUAAGAUACUCCUCUAUGGAAGUAUGAUGCCCACUUUCAAUGUUACAGCUUGGUGUACCGUACUGCUAACAAGACUCCAUUAUUUCAGCCUAGCUAGACCAUCAAAAAUCAAUCUCGAUGUUGCGGAGAGAACGCGCGGCUAUCUCCAAUAUUUAUAUGCCAUAGAUCCACGCAGGCAUGCCUUACCUGCAAAGACUGCAAAGAUCUCUCAUUUUGAAAGCGAAACUAACCGUGAGCCGGGCAACUCGAUCACUCAGAUACGUAGCCUGGCUCUAGGCAGCAUCCCUACUCUUUGGGAACAAUUAAGGGCCAGCCGUUGUAGUUCUCGUCAAGGUGUUGAUAGAGCCCGUACUUGACCUGACUCCCACAAUAACUCUAUGUGAUUUGAGCACCGCUCUUCAGACGACAGACGAAAUUAGGAUUGUAAAUGAAUGGCCGAGCAAACGUAGGUAGGUCAAUCAGGCCCGUUCGCACAAAGUCCUAAACGAUAGCAAAAUCUCAGUCAUACAAGAUAAUAUUCUCAUAUUAGAUACGGAUGAACGUUGAGACCUCGGCACAUGCGACUGUGAGUGACGUUACAAGUUACAACGUAGGGCUUCCCGAAAUUAUUUUCUUCUAACUCCUUAAAAUUUGGACAUGGAAGUGACUGGGGCUGUAAAAUGCUGGUAAAGAUCAGCAGGGGCCCCA
Messenger RNA from Aspergillus pseudonomiae, 783 nucleotides. RefSeq lists its product as uncharacterized. The transcript has 2 exons. Lineage: Eukaryota; Fungi; Ascomycota; Eurotiomycetes; Eurotiales; Aspergillaceae. The coding region runs from base 120 to 452 and encodes 110 amino acids. The record is from RefSeq and is a predicted model, not a curated record.